CGGUUUGCUCCGGGCAGGGCGCGGGUUGCAGAGCCACCGACGGGCAGUUGGCCUCUAGUGUGUGGGCUGUCACUUUGCUGCCCGCGAGAGUCACUUGGAACUUGAAUGAGACAGCAGCGCCCGAUCUCCUCGGCUCCUGCACCAAAACCACUGAGGGGACGCCAUCGGCUGCAAGCCAAAGCCAGAAAGCAGAAUGCGGGAGAGAAUUAAGAAAGUGUUCACCAUCAAAAACAAGACCGUGAGGGAGGGACUGGCGGAGGCCUUGGGGACAUUCCUCCUCAUGUUCUUCGGUAUAGGCGGUGUAGCCCAGGUGACACUGGGAAAAGGAGUAUAUGGAGAAUAUCUGAGCAUCAACUUGGCAUUUGGAAUUGGCGUCACUAUGGGGAUUCAUGCAGCCGGCAGCAUCUCUGGAGCUCACUUGAAUGCCGCCAUCACCUUCACCCACUGCGUCUUCAGAAAUCUUCCCUGGAGAAAGCUGCCAGCGUACAUCAUCGGCCAAUUCCUGGGCUCCUUCACUGCAGCCUUCCUAAUGUUCUGCAUGUACUAUGAUGCACUGUGUGACUACUCCGGAGGCAACUUCUAUGUGGUGGGACCUAAUGGCACAGCCGGGAUCUUCGCCACCUACCCUGCUCCGUAUAUGACUGUGCUGGGGGGCUUUGUGGAUGAGUUCCUCGCCACAGCGGUGCUCAUGUUGUGCAUUCUUGCCAUCUACGACAAGAAGAACAAUGGAGCUCUAAAGGGAACGGAGCCUGUGAUCACUGGGCUCCUGGUGUUGGCGAUCGGCAUGGCCAUGGGACUUAACACUGGAUACGCAAUAAACCCUUCCAGGGACCUUCCUCCAAGGAUCUUUACUGCAAUAGCAGGCUGGGGAAUUGCAGUUUUUCAGGCUGGAGAUCACUGGUGGUGGGUCCCCAUUGUAGCUCCGACACUGGGAAGUCUGGCUGGUGCCUUACUCUACAAACUCCUAAUUGAUUUACAUAAUCAGUCUGCACUGGAAGGCAGAGAUGAGAAAGGAAAGAAUGAUUUGCAGACUGACAAUGUGUGAUGGCCAAGUGUCCCUGGCAUAAAGCUUGGAAAGGAAAAUCCGCCACGUGACUUCAUCGACAGAUCAAAUGCUCAGCACUGUCUUAACUGCACUUUUGUUUUCAUCCCACUAAUUAAAUAACACUCCAAAAGUGA
Molecule: messenger RNA, 1179 nt
Organism: Pelodiscus sinensis (Chinese soft-shelled turtle)
Lineage: Eukaryota; Metazoa; Chordata; Testudines; Trionychidae
Product: aquaporin-7
Biological process (GO): glycerol transmembrane transport; water transport
Cellular component (GO): basolateral plasma membrane; plasma membrane
Molecular function (GO): urea transmembrane transporter activity; water channel activity; glycerol channel activity
Source: RefSeq, a predicted model, not a curated record